ACCCUGCGCCGCAGCACUCAUGGGUUCGGUUCUGGCGCUGAAGUCCAGGUUCAGGUCUCAGCUGUGUGAGAUCAUCACCUCUGAUAUCCUGCACAGUUUUCUGUACGGCCGAUGGAGGAACGUGCUGGGAGAGAAUCCGUGCGAGGAGCCGCAGAGGACCGCCUUCACCGCCGAGGCUCUGGCGCAGUCCUUCCCCGGAGAGGUGCAGAAGCUGUCGAGUCUGGUUCUGCCCAGCGAGGUCAUCAUCGCUCAGAGUUCAGUCCCUGGAGAAGGUCUGGGGAUUUUCUCCAAGACCUGGAUCAAAGCCGGGACCGAGAUGGGCCCGUUCUCCGGGAGGCUCGUGUCCCCUGAGCACGUGGACCUGCGGAAGAACAAUAACCUCAUGUGGGAGGUGUUUAACGAGGACGGCACAGUGCGCUGCUUCAUCGAUGCCAGUCAGGAGGACCAGCGCAGCUGGAUGACCUACAUUAAAUGCGCCCGGAACGAGCAGGAGCAAAACCUGGAGGUGGUUCAGAUCGGUAGCAGCAUCUUCUACAAAACCCUGGAGACUAUUCCUCCGGAUCAGGAGCUGCUGGUUUGGUAUGGGAGUUCCCACAACACUUUCCUGGGAAUUCCUGGCGUUCCGGGGACAGAGGACGAGCAGCAGAAGAAGAGGAGCGCAGACGACUCUCACGUAUGCGACGCUGCGUCUUCCUCGCUGUCCUCCUCUUCCUCCUCGUGUCGCAUGCGCUGCGUCAUCUGCCACCGCGGCUUCAACUCCCGCAGCAACCUGCGCUCGCACAUGCGCAUCCACACACUGGACAAGCCCUUCGUGUGCCGCUUCUGCAGCCGCCGCUUCAGCCAGUCCUCCACGCUGCGCAACCACGUGCGUCUGCACACCGGCGAGCGGCCUUACAAGUGCACCGUCUGCCAGAGCGCCUACUCGCAGCUGGCCGGCCUGCGCGCGCAUCAGAAGAGUGCGCGACACAGACCCGCAGGAUCGAACCCGGAGCCUCGGCCCGCUCCCCACCCUGCACUGCUGCGCCACGUCCCCACCAUGGUGCUCUGAGAGCGCAGACGCAGACGGAUCGAGUCCAGGAACACGCACUUUAAUCAGCACAAACCUGCGGCAAUAAGAGCCACGGCUGGAACUGUGAGAGAAACCACAGACUGGAGGAGGAGGAUGAUGAUGAUGAUGGAGAUGUUUUGUGAGAGUGAACGAAUGAUCACUGGAUGCACACCACAAAUCAAACAUGGCACAAAACACACACAAACAGGUUUUAUUAAGACCAAGUAAAGAAAA
Sinocyclocheilus anshuiensis is the source of this 1282-nucleotide messenger RNA. It is a transcript of the gene prdm12a, whose product is annotated as PR domain containing 12a. Bases 20 to 1048 code for a protein of 342 amino acids. Gene Ontology annotation, cellular component: nucleus. The record is from RefSeq and is a predicted model, not a curated record. Gene Ontology annotation, molecular function: histone methyltransferase binding. Gene Ontology annotation, biological process: neurogenesis; regulation of gene expression. The transcript has 6 exons. Lineage: Eukaryota; Metazoa; Chordata; Actinopteri; Cypriniformes; Cyprinidae.